AUGAGCGCAACUAAUCCUUUCAUCUACAUUGGGUUCUUCCGGACCUACCGUGAACCCCAUUAUGAUACGGAUCCUACACGGCCUCCUGUUGAGCUCUAUGGCGCAGAUUCUAUUUACAAUACUCUAAUGACUAGCUUCAUCAGGAAAAGAAACAUCAAUGCCAAUGUUAUUACCAAGAUCUCGGAGAAUAUUGGGACGAUAUACUUCCUGGACCCGGGUACUGGUGUUGCUACAUUCCUCGUCACUUCAGCCGAGUAUGAGAACUCCCCUAUUAAUCGUACCGACGCCGGCUCUGAGCGUAAAGACACUCCAGCGGAAAUUAUAGUCAAAUAUGUCACCCGGAAGUUGGAGAGCAAGAUAGGGGCCGAUUUUCAUCUGACACUGAAAUCUCGAGAAGAAGUUGACCCGAAGGAUUCCAGGAGACGAGAUGAACUUAUUACGCUGGCAAAGAACGAAUUGAACGCGUAUCUUGUUCGCGCUAACCAGGAGCCAGAUAAAGUUCGCAGAAUAACGCUGGACGAUCGGAUCACGGGAAUUCAGGACCAGCUUGAUGAUGUAAAAAGGGUGAUGCACAAGACUAUUGACGCGGCUUUGAUGAAAGGGGAGAAGUUAGAUAGUUUGAUCGCCAAGAGCGACAAUUUGAGCAUGCAGAGCAGAGCAUUUGCCGCUCAGGCAAAGAAGCAAAAUUCAUGCUGCGUGGUUAUGUAA
This is a messenger RNA of Histoplasma capsulatum G186AR, 708 nucleotides long. Its product is annotated as SNARE Ykt6. Gene Ontology annotation, biological process: endoplasmic reticulum to Golgi vesicle-mediated transport. Gene Ontology annotation, cellular component: Golgi apparatus. The transcript has 3 exons. The record is from RefSeq and is a predicted model, not a curated record. Gene Ontology annotation, molecular function: SNAP receptor activity. NCBI's taxonomy places the organism in Eukaryota, Fungi, Ascomycota, Eurotiomycetes, Onygenales, Ajellomycetaceae. The coding region runs from base 1 to 708 and encodes 235 amino acids.